AUGCCUGAAGCGACAGGAAACAAUCCUCCUAACCCUGUAGACUUCAUGGCCACCCUAGGGAAUAUGGCCGCGGUUCAUCCUCCGACCUUCAGAGGAACAUCAAACCCUACCAAUGCGGAUAACUGGAUACAAGCUAUUGAGCGAGCGUUACAGGCUCAUCAGGUUUCUGAAGAACAGUGGGUUGAGUUUGGAACCUACCAGCUGCAAGGUGAGGCUCAACAUUGGUGGCAGGGCAUGAGGCGUAUUCUGCAGCCUGAUGGGGUUGUAAUUUCUUGGAAAUUGUUCCGAACAGAGUUUUAUAAGAAGUACUUUUCCAGUUCAGAGAUCUUGAGGAUUUUUGCUGAGUGGAAGUGUAUCAAGUAUAAGGGAGGCCUUCGGAGCAAUAUUCUGAGCUUCGUUGCACACAUAGAGAUCUGGGUAUUUUCUGAACUUGUGAACAAGAGUCGAAUAGCUGAGGAAUGUGUAAGGAACGCAGCCGUGGCAAAGCAUGAUAACUGGGAGUCCCACCGAAGAGAUUACCAUCAGGACUUGGAACCAAGGAGUCAAGAAUUCAAGAGGAAUGAGAACUAUCGACCCAAUAGGCAGCAUAAAAACAAGCAAGGUCUAUGUUACCGAUGCGGAUCACCCGGGCAUCUAGUUAAGGGUUGUCCUAACCCACGUGGUGGAAACUCAUAA
Messenger RNA from Arachis ipaensis, 675 nucleotides. RefSeq lists its product as uncharacterized. NCBI's taxonomy places the organism in Eukaryota, Viridiplantae, Streptophyta, Magnoliopsida, Fabales, Fabaceae. The record is from RefSeq and is a predicted model, not a curated record. Gene Ontology annotation, molecular function: nucleic acid binding; zinc ion binding.